GCGGGUCUGACAACGUUUCCAAACACGAGCAUGUUCCAGAAGCUCUAUUUUCCUCUCUCAGCUGAUAGUGACGUAACGCGUGCAGCUUAGAGCCGGCGCACACGAGGCAAACAGAGUUAACGGACUGCUUGUUUGGCGUGUUGGGGGGACCGUAGAGUAGACCACUGAGGAACAGCGGUACACUGCGGACAUAUUGUGUUGUUGAAAUUAUUUGGGUCGGGGCGGUGGAGAGGAGGACUGGAGGAGGAGGCUAGCUGUCUGUGCGGCUGUCACGAAGAGAGGGGGAGCACAUACCAGAGGUACUGCUAUCAUAACUAAUUCAUUGUCGAUCCAAACCGGUGGACAGACGGCUAAACUGCUCACUGAGUAGGCCGACAGACUCAGACGUUGUAUUUUUCUUUCAGGGGCAGCGCUGUGAGGAGUGACAGGAGGCAAAAUGGUGGAUUACUAUAACAUUCUGGGAGUAUCCAAAACAGCCUCUCAGGAUGACAUCAAGAAAGCGUACAGGAAACUGGCACUGAAAUGGCAUCCAGACAAAAAUCCAGAUAACAAGGAUGAAGCAGAGAAAAAGUUCAAAGAACUGGCUGAAGCCUAUGAAGUGCUAUCUGACACUAGUAAGCGUGAUGCAUAUGACAGAUAUGGAAAUGACAGAAUGGGACACACAGGUUACUCCAGCUCAGACGUCUCAUCAGAUUUCCCAGGAUUCACCUUCACAUUCCGCAACCCAGAUGACGUGUUCAGAGAGUUUUUUGGCGGCCAGGAUCCCUUCGCUAACUUCUUUGAUGACUUCUCAUCCUUUGGAGGCUCAUCCUCUCGCCUCGGCCCCAGUCGGUUCUUUUCUUUUCCUUCAGCAGGAGUUGAUUUUACCUCCUUCUCCUCUUCAUUUGGUGGUCUGGAUGGGAUGGACAGCAUGGGCGGAGGGAUGGGCAACUUCAAAUCAGUUUCUACCUCCACUCGCAUCAUAAAUGGCAAACGCACCACCACCAAGAAGAUAAAGGAAAACGGGCAGGAAAGAACAGAGAUUGAGGAGGAUGGGGUGUUAAAGAGUGUCGUAAUAAAUGGUGUAGAGGAUGAAAUGGCCCUUGCACUGGAGCUGAGUCGACGAGAGGGACACCCCCGGCACUCAACUCAGAAGCCACAAAUCCAGAACAGAUCACCUGCCGAGUAUGACAGAUCCCGCCCCAGCCCUUACUCUGCAGCCACACACCGGUCAUUCAGCUCCGCUCCCUUCUACAACUGCGGGGUUGUGGGCGGCAGCGAGGAUGAUGAAGAAGAUGAAGACCUGCAGAUGGCUUUGGCAUGCAGCCUGUCAGAAAUGGAAGCCCAGCAGAGAGCAGCUGCAACUGACUUCAUAUCAGGUGCUGGGGGUGGGGGCAGAGCCAUGAUUGACAAAACCAGUGGUCAUAAAGGAGGCAGGGUUGUUAAGACUACGAAUUUGAAUGUGGCUGUUAGUAAAAAGGUUGUUACAGGAGAGAGAGAUGAAGAGGGGCAGUUUAAAAUGGGCCCUGGGCCUGGAGCUCGGUGGGAAACGGAGAGAAAUGGAACCAGGGAACCAGACUUCUCUCCUGAGUCAUCCACAACUGCCAGCACUACGCCGCUAAGCCAAAGCACUGAAGAAGAGUUUGCACCUGCCAUGAAAAAUAGUGAUGGCAGUGUGAAAAAGAAAAAGAAGUGUGGCUGUACUAUGUGCUAAUGCAGUGUUGGAGUGUGUGUGUGUGUGUGUGUGUGUGUUUGUAUUUGGGUGUAUUUGGGAUGCCUUAUUUUUAUACUUACCUCAGUGUUGCCUACAGCCCGACUCUAAUGUGAUGUGAUUGCCAGCCUCUUUCAGGCAGUGCUUCAACUGAUCACAAGGCUUUCAUGCGGUCUUAACACCUCUAAAAGAGACAGUAAGUCAACCUUGACAGGGUUAUACUUCCACAUAAUUUGCCAAUACAAGCUACAAGAUCAAACAGAAUGCAAAGCAAUACAGAGGACUGCUUCUGAACGUAUGUAAAUAAACC
Etheostoma spectabile (orangethroat darter) is the source of this 2000-nucleotide messenger RNA. RefSeq names its product DnaJ heat shock protein family (Hsp40) member B2 (gene dnajb2). Lineage: Eukaryota; Metazoa; Chordata; Actinopteri; Perciformes; Percidae. Bases 437 to 1693 code for a protein of 418 amino acids. The transcript has 9 exons. The record is from RefSeq and is a predicted model, not a curated record. Gene Ontology annotation, molecular function: Hsp70 protein binding.